Messenger RNA from Arctia plantaginis, 3471 nucleotides. The record is from the annotation of a GenBank genome assembly. NCBI's taxonomy places the organism in Eukaryota, Metazoa, Arthropoda, Insecta, Lepidoptera, Erebidae.
AUGCUGAUCAAUACGUUUUUGGACACGGAGGAUUUCGUGCAUCUUUAUUACCCCGAGGAUGAGCCUGCAGCAGCGCAAGGCUGUGGUGCCGGCGCGCGCAUGGCCUCCAAGUAUCCACCGAGACCACCUUCUCCUGAAUACUCCCAGGUGAUCAUUCCUUCUGCAAGCGACAUGACCGAGCGGUACCAUGUACCGCCGCAACCGGAGCCUCCACCAGUCAUGCGAGCUGCUGACCUCUACCCGCGACUGCGAACCCAGUACGAUGAGCCUGGGUUAGAUGCGGGAUUCACACCGAUAUGUGGCGAGUUUGUGCAGUGGGUAGGCCGCACAGCGGACGGCACUAUCGCAAUGUCAAACUACCGACUUCACGUCCAGCCCCGACGCCGUGAUGGCCUCGGUGUCUCCAUCCCGCUCCGUCUUAUUGAUGCUUUGGAACCACGCGAUCUUGUACACCUCAUUGUGCUUUGCAAAAAUGGACGCCAACUCAAAUGCACAUUCACCACUGGAGAUCACUGCCUAGAAUGGUGUAGGCGGUUGAACACCGCUCUAGCACCUUUAGGUUCAAUUCAGGAAACGUUUGCUGCUGCUUACGCGGCGUGGGCGAAGGAACAACCACCGACUUCAGUACACAGAGCUCUUAUAAGAGCAUCACAGUCUGCGCAGCGACAUUGGUUUGGACCAGAAGUGGAACGGUUAGGAUUCACAUCAAAAGGUGCGUGGAGAGUGACGGCAGCUAACGCGGAUUACAAGUUGUGCCCCUCGUAUCCACCUCUCCUAGUAGUACCUGCUUCGAUCUGUGAUGAAGACCUCAACUCUGUCGCAAGGUUUCGAGCUAUGCGUCGAAUCCCAGCUGUAGUUUGGCGUCACCGCGGCAACGGAGCAGUGAUUGCCAGAUCAUCUCAACCCGAGGUAGGCUGGCUGGGCUGGCGCAACACCGACGACGAACGAUUACUUGCUGCCUUCGUCAGCGCCUGCAACGCCGACAGGGGUAUGCAGCCACCUACUAACAACAAGCAACUGAAGCUUGUUAUCGUUGACGCUCGUUCCUACACAUCAGCCGUCACAAAUAGAGCUCGCGGUGGCGGCUGCGAGUGCCAAGCCUACUACCCGGCAGCUGACAUACAAUUCAUGUGUCUACCUAAUAUACAUUGCGUGAGAAAGAGUUUCCAACAAAUGAGAACGUUAGCGGCCGAGACAUUCGACAGCGCCAACUGGCACACCAAACUGGACAGCACGCUGUGGCUACAGUACUUGUCGGGCAUAGCGCGCGCCGCCAGCGUGGUGGCCCGCGCGGUCGCGGCGGGCCGGCCCGCGCUCGUGCACUGCUCCGACGGCUGGGACCGCACGCCGCAGAUCGUCGCGGGCGCACAGCUCAUGCUCGACCCCUACUACCGCACGAUCGAGGGUUUCCGAGUCCUAAUCGAACGCGAAUGGUUGGAUUUCGGUCACAAGUUUGCGGACCGCUGUGGACAUCAGUUCGGUCCGGAAGACCCCAAUGAACGAUCGCCUAUCUUCAUUCAAUGGCUUGACAUGGUGCAUCAGAUGAUGUUACAGUUCCCAUGCAGCUUCGAAUUUAAUGAGGCUUAUUUGAUCAAGCUGGGCACGCACGUGCACUCGUGCAUGUUCGGCACGUUCGUGUGCAACACGACGCGCGAGCGCCGCGAGUGGCGCGCGCACGACCUGGCGCCGCACGUGUGGCACCUGCUGCGAGCGCCCGCCUACACCAACCAUCUCUACUCGCCCGACCCGCUCGACCAGACUAUCUGGCCGGAGUGCAGCGCGCGGUCGCUGUGCGUGUGGGGCGCCAUGUUCGGGUCGUACAAAGACGCGCGCCACGAGGACCGCGAGCGCGACGCGCGCCCCGCCGUCCCCGCGCUCCUGCCCGCGCAUAACGGCAUCAUGACAAAAACAAGAUCGUGUGAUAAUCUUUUGAACGAUGGAGAGAAACGAACAGCUCAAAGAAGAUGUAGUGACCCAAGCUUAGCGCCCGAUGUUAUGAAACUAUCGAUGGUAGUAUCUAACGAGUGUGAGAAUCGAAACGAAUGCAGAGCAGCUUUAACUGACAGUUGCGUAGAUGACCUCCCCAUAUUACCCGUCAGCGAGAACGACAGCUCUCGUGAACAAGACCAAGUGGACGGCCUUCACCCGGAUCAUUUCGAAAACAGCACCCACUUACCGCGGGACAUCGCCAGCGGUUCGUCCUCUCUGGAGCGAGAGUUAGGUGCCGCUGCUGCCGUCACAGACAAAGUGAUCGACCACAGCGACGACGUCAUCGAUGUCGUCUCCACACCCGACCCUACGAUCAAUGGCACGGUGGUGGACGUGACGUCACCGGAUGUGGACACGCCUGAAGAGCCGCCCGUGUUCGUGUCUGACACCUACACGGAUAUCCUCGGGAUGCAAGAUGCUGCUCGCGAGUCAGGCCGCACCCGCAACAUCAGCAUCACAUGGCGGUCUAUUUCGGAGUCUUCCAACCAGUCUUCGACAGGAUUCGAAUUGCACGAGGGGAGGGGAGAGCCGGCAGUUUCGCGUAACACUUCCCACGAAACCUCGCCUCUCGACAGCCACAAUUUAACAGAAGGCGACAGAGCGAACCAUAACGUGCUCUUAGACAUAUCCCUAAGUCUUAAUGGAGUGACGAAUGGCGGUGGCCACGUUGUCGAUGACGUCUCUACUAAGUUUUUAGAAGUCGAUUUGAACGGCGGUGCGACGUCGAGCAGCAUGAGCUCAGAGAGCGAGGGCGAGGCGCAGGCGGCCCCGCGGCGCACGCGCGUGGCGAGCCAGCUCACGCUGUGCCCCACCUCGCCGCGGAGGGUCGACUGCUGCCGCUGCUCCAGGCGCGCCAGCAACACCAGCGGUAUCGAGACGUCGGGCGAGUCCGGCGGCAGCUCGGAGCUGUGCUGGUGCGGAGGCUGCGGCGGCUGCGGCGAGUGGGGGGGCGCGGGGGCCGUGCGGCCCGACCCGCUGGACGGCCUGCCGCCCGCGCUAGACCCGCUACAGGCGCGCCUGCAGCAGAUCAUCCUCAAUCAUAAGAAAGUGGUGGAGGAGCUGACGGGCCAGCUGCGGCACGCGCGCGAGGCGCUGCGCCAGACGUCGCCGGGCGGGGGGGGCGGGGGCGGGGGCGGGGGCGCGGGCGGCGGGGCGGAGCCUCGCGCGCUGGCCGCGCCGCCCGCGCCGCACGCCGCCACGCACACACAGAAGUCGGCGGGCGCGUUUGUGACGGGGCGCAGCGGCAGCAGCAGCGGCUCGGCGUCCGAGGUGGAGGUGGGCGAGGAGGCGCGCGGCGUGGUGUGGCUCCCCGACAGCGCCGCGCCGCGCUGCCAGCACUGCAAGAACCACUUCUGGCUCGCGCGCAGGCGCCACCACUGCAGACGGUGCGGCGGCAUAUUCUGCGGCUCGUGCUCGGAGAUGAGCGCGUGGGGCUCGUGCGGCGCCGUGCGCAUGUGCCGGCGCUGCCGAGCGCUGCGGUGA